AUGACAACAACAGAUUCUCCACCCAACACGAACAACAACACCAAUGAUACGACAGCUCACUCCACGGACCUUCUCAAUGAGCAAUUUCGUGAAGCUGCACUAAUAUCUCCUUCGACUGCAACCACAACUGUACCAGUAACGAGUUGUGCUCCAGGUCAACAGCAACAGGAACAACAACCAGAAAAAACAGAGAGUAGGAAUGAUGAUGAUGAAAAAGAUGACGCACAGAGUUGUGUGGCAGUGGAUGAUAAUUUUCAAUUCAAAGAACAUCGUGAAGAUCAUGCAAACACAAUCAUUGAGAAAGAUCCUGUUCAAAACAUGUCAUCGGAGAAACGUAACUCCAAACAUCAUUCCACAACCUCGAAAAUGUCAUCUGCCAGUUCCACCAUUUACAAAAUCAAAACUUGCUUUGGUGUGUCGCAUGUCAACGUUGCAUGUGCGCUCAUCAUGAUUGUCAUGCUCUUAAACUUUCUUGCUUUGGUCGCCAUUUGCUUGUUAACCAUUCAAAUCUUCUUAACUGCCAACACUGGUGUUAGUGAAAUUAUGAUUGCAAGAGGAGAUGGUCUCUACUUUGAUGAAAUGGCUCAUUCAAGCAUUCGUUUGGCAGCCACUACUAAUUACAGCAUUGUUGACACGACGGUCCACAUUAAUCGAUACAACUCGAACCCAACAAGAAUACGAGCAGCACUUAAAAACAUUAUCACAGCUCUUCCUGUGAAUUACACUUUGAAACCUGAGGGAUUUUUGGCACAAGGUACAAACAAUAUUCCAAUCUUGACAGUGUAUGCAAACAUGUCCAAAUUAUUGAACUCCUCUUCAACGUUUCAUAUUGGAAAGGCCUUAUGGGAAAGUGAAGAAUUUCAAACCAUGAAAGCGAACUGGACUCGUGAUUUUAAUCUUUUUUUACAAGAUGUGACAAGUUAUGGAUCUAGAAGAGAUGACGAAGUACAGAGACGUAAUAUUGCAGUAUUGUGUAUUGUGGUCAUUUCUCUUGCUAUCAUGUUGCCUUCAUUGGUGGCUACCUUUGUAUUUACAUUGAAAAAGGAUCACACUUCCAGCACCAAGUUGAAGCAAGUGAAUGCCAAUAUGGUCUCAUCGACCAUGCAACAUCCUACCCUGAGAGAAAUGUUUAGAAAAUACUGUGAACAAAAUGAUCUCGCUGCUACUUUCCAUUGCAUUGAAAAGAUUCAUCUCUAUCAAGAAUUGUGUUCCAAAUCAUUUGAAAUUUAUGUGAAAUUAUUUGAAAAGAAGAAAUCAUUUGAAAAACUCCGUCUAUCGAGCAACAACGUUCAGAAAGAAAAACCUCUCAGAACCUCAGUCUUUAGAACUAUCCAAUACACAGAAAACGAUCUCAAACUCGUUCAGAAUUUGAAAUUAGAGCUUGUCUUUGAAAUUCUCGUUAAUUGCUCAGACUAUGAAGGAGAAUUCGAAGCUCCAGUGAAUGAACAUUACAUUAGCAACGUUUAUCAAAUACUUGAUGAAUUGAAUCUCCAGACUGCAUCGAGAGGUGCCAAUACCUCUUCUCCUCGUGAUUUUGAUUUAUAUGAACACUAUUUGAGAGAGGACUUGUUCGACUCUGUUGAAAAGAACUUGAUUGAUUUUUUAUCAGUUCCUCAUCAUGCAUUCAAACAAAGCUUAACAAAGGUUCAAGAGAGUCACCACAAUACGACAAUUUCAUCACCUAAUGUGAACUGA
Naegleria lovaniensis is the source of this 1695-nucleotide messenger RNA. RefSeq lists its product as uncharacterized. Lineage: Eukaryota; Heterolobosea; Eutetramitea; Acrasida; Naegleriidae. The coding region runs from base 1 to 1695 and encodes 564 amino acids. The transcript is spliced from 2 exons. The record is from RefSeq and is a predicted model, not a curated record.